Messenger RNA from Rotaria socialis, 1725 nucleotides. Lineage: Eukaryota; Metazoa; Rotifera; Eurotatoria; Philodinida; Philodinidae. The record is from the annotation of a GenBank genome assembly.
AUGAUCUCGAAUGAUGCAGAGAUGAAACGUAUGCGUCAAAUGGAACAAUCGACCGAUUCGACUCAACGUGGUUGCACAUCAUCGCUAUUAAUGUCAUGUAUUAUUUUAACAUUAACUACAGCAUUUGUCUUUGGUUGGGGUCUUGCUGCUCCAAAUAUGUACAGUCACUAUACAGAACUAUUUCUCAAAGGAGAAAAUCCUUGUUCGAUUGAGGGUGACGUUGCGAUUCAAUCGAAACAAAAUUUAACUGCGACAAAUUCGAUUAAUGUUAAUAGUAAACUCGAUGUUAUGAGCAAUGAGGAUUAUGCUGGCAAUGAAAAGAAUAUCAAUCCAAAUUUUCAACUUUCACCAGACACUCAACAUGUGAAUAGAGAUAGCAACAACAAUAUGGAAACAAAUAUGAAAAAAAAACGAUUCGAUUUUGUUAAUGAAUUGAUCAAAGGUAUUCCACAAACGAUCUUUUUAGUUGGCGCUUUCAUUGGUGCACUGACUGGCCCAUUCUGGUUGAAAGUUAUCGAUCGAAAACAAGCAGUUUAUGUUAAUUACAUAUUUACCUUUACCUCAUCACUUUGUAUGCUUCUAUCUUUCUAUCUUAAUGUUUCAUGGCUUUUCUAUCUAAGUCGUUUCCUACUAGGUUACCAAGGUGGCAUGGCCUGUGUUGUUGUACCAUCUUAUAUUGGUGAGAUCGCUUCACAGCGUGUUCGUGGUAGAGCUGGUUCUGCCUUCCGCUUAUCUUUAACUAUUGGUAUUCUAAUUGCUCAAGUAACAGGUAUGCCAUUCAUGGCUGGUAAUUGUUAUUCUUGGGGUUGGGGUCUUGCCAUUGUCUCCUUGUUGCCAUUUAUUGGUUUGUUUCUUCUUUUUCUGAUACCGAAUUCGCCCACACAAAUGAUUGCCGUAUACAAUAAUGAAGAACAAGCAAGAGAAGAUCUAAGAAAACUACGCGGUACAGAAAAUGUUCAAGCUGAUAUUGACAUUAUUCAUCAACAGAUACAACAACGAACUAGUGGUAGCCAAUCAAAAGUUUUAUCAAUUCCGAAGGUGCUCAUCUCUGCUCGAUAUCGUUGGCCAAUGUUAACUACUAUGAUUCUUCAAUGGUCGCAAGCAUUAUCUGGCAUUAAUGCCAUAUUUUUCUAUUCAUCGAAAAUGUUUCUCAAAGCAGGCAUUUCACCAGCGAUGAUUCCAUAUGCCAACAUGGGUACCGGUUUGAUCAAUGUCAUUGCAACUCUUAUUGGAUUGUCACUAAUCGAACGCAUAGGUCGUCGGGCCUUGAUUGUCUACCCGAUGGUAGUUAUGGUCGUAGUCUUUGGUGUUCUCACUUUUCUGAUUGAAUGCAAUGAAGAUCGCAAUAGUACACGGCUAGGUGUUAUUGCAGUCAUAUUCGUGUUCAUCUUUCUUGUUUGCUUUUCUAUUGGACUCGGUCCUAUUCCUUUCUUUUAUGCUAAUGAAGUUUCCAGACCUGAAGCACGUGAUAGUAUUCAAGCAUUAGGCUUUGUUGUUAAUUACGUUGGCAAUAUUCUUCUGUCGCUCUUCUUUCCUGCAUUUAAUUCAAUGCUUGGCGGUUAUGUUUUCUUAAUUUUUCUUUUUUUCUUACUUAUAAGUCUAGGUUUUCUCUGGUUGAAAAUGCCUGAAACAAGAAACAGUACCAUUGGAGAUUUAGAGAACUUCUGGAAGAUUCCUUCGAAUCCACCAAAUGAUUCACUUAUCGUACCCUGUGUGAAAACAUGA